This is a messenger RNA of Lagopus leucura (white-tailed ptarmigan), 6344 nucleotides long. It is a transcript of the gene MEGF6, whose product is annotated as multiple EGF like domains 6. Lineage: Eukaryota; Metazoa; Chordata; Aves; Galliformes; Phasianidae. The transcript has 33 exons. The record is from RefSeq and is a predicted model, not a curated record. Gene Ontology annotation, molecular function: calcium ion binding. Bases 718 to 5418 code for a protein of 1566 amino acids.
CUGUCUUUUAAGAGGACAUCAAAGGCUCUGCUCACACCUGCCCCCUCGGCCCUUUAGUUGUGACACUAAAUGCCACUGCUUCUCCACCACAGUUCCCCCCUCCAGGAUUUGCUGACAGCUUGUAGAGAAAUUGGGAUCUGCUUUUGCAUCUCUCUGCUGUGCCUCCAUCUGCUGAUUGGCACAGAGGGAUGCUGAGGGUUUCCUUCGUGGGGAGCAAUGGCUCACCCUUGCUUUGCUCUGUUUGCAGAAACGUGCACACAGAACCAAACAGGCAGAGUUGGGAUAAAUAUUUUCAGUGGCUGUGCCAGAUAUUUGUUGUUGUUUGUCUGCUUUUGCUGUGCUGGAGCAGUUUUCAUGUUCUGCCAGCGAAGCUUCAGAAGUUCAAUCUCCAUGCUGAUGUUUGUGCAAGCACAGCAGGGGAAAAAAGCACGGCUUGUAUUUAUUUGUGCUCCGGAUCCAUCCCAGCAGCGGAGAGCAUCCUCAGCCCCAUUGCACUGCUCCAAGGGACCCCAUAACAGUGGGGUGAGGAGGAAAAAAGGUCAGAUUUACUGCCCAUUGCUGUUUGCUGUUACAGGACCACGUCCCACACCAGGUACGGACAGCUGAACCGCCUGCAGCGCCGCGCCGCACACCGCUGCUGUGCCUACUGGGCUCAGCGCCCAGGGCACCCUGCCUGCCUGCUCUGAAGAUCCUCAUCCCAGAGCACUGUGUGGUGGAAUGGCUUCUCCUGCUGGCGGCUCUGGACGUGGAGAGGGUGUAGGAAGGACGGGUGGAGGAAAUGAAUCAUUGAGUGCUGGGGGAAUGGAGGAAUGCAUGCAGAGUGUUGGCACAUCAGAGGAUUUCGUUUUGUGCUCAUUGAGAGUCAGCCCAAUGCAGGCAGUGUGGCUGUGCCAAGGGAUGUCUGCAGGAUCUGUGGCCUCAGAUGUUGAUGAGUGCCAGGUUCACAAUGGGGGCUGCCAGCACAGAUGUGUGAACACCUUUGGAUCCUAUUACUGUGAGUGCAAGCCGGGCUUUCGCCUGCACACAGAUGGCAGAACCUGCAUUGCACUGAACUCGUGUGCAGUGAACAACGGUGGCUGCGAGCACGACUGCGUGCAGCUGACAGCCAACCAGCACCAGUGCCGCUGCCGCCGGCUGCACCGGCUGCGGGAGGACGGCCGGCGCUGCGCCUUGUGGAGCCCCUGUGCUGAGAGGAAUGGGGGCUGCAUGCAGCUCUGCCGCGAUGUCCGGGGAGCGGCGCGCUGCGAGUGCCAUCCUGGAUACCGGCUGGGACCCGAUGGCAGAGCCUGCCAAGAUGUGGAUGAGUGCUUGGCCGGCCUGGCCAUGUGUGCACACCGCUGCCUGAACACCCACGGCUCCUUCAUGUGUGCCUGCAACCCGGGCUAUGAGCUGGGAGCAGACAGCAGGCAGUGCUACCGGAUAGAAAUGGAGAUUGUGAACAGCUGUGAGAGUGGCAAUGGUGGCUGCUCCCAUUUGUGCCACCACAGCAGCACUGGCCCCAUCUGCACCUGCAACUCAGGCUAUCGGCUGCAGGAUGACCACAGGACCUGCACUGACAUCAACGAAUGUGAGGACGGCUCUCACUGCUGCCAGCAGGACUGCUACAACUACCCUGGGGGCUACGAGUGUGCCUGCCAUGCUGGGUACCGGCUGCGUGCUGAUGGCUGUGCCUGUGAUGAUGUGGAUGAGUGCUCCUCCAACAACGGUGGCUGUGAGCACACGUGCCAGAACCAGGUGGGGUCCUUCCAGUGCAGCUGCCCCGUUGGGUACAAGCUGGAUGGAGACAGGAAGGGCUGCAUCUCUGUAGAGAACUCAGUGGAAGCCCUGGAUGCCCGGCGCCCCAUCAUGCGCCCCGUCCCCCACGUGGCCAUCCUGCGGGAUGAGCUCACCCAGCUCUUCAGCGACGACUAUGAAGAGGAGGAGGAGGAAGAGAUGGAAGCAAGAGGAGAGCACACGCUUUCAGAAACAUUCGUCUGUCUGGAGAACACCUUUGGCCACGACUGCAGCCUGACAUGUGAGGACUGCCAGAAUGGGGGCACCUGCAACGUGGAGGGGACAGGCUGUGAGUGCCCGGCCGGCUGGAGCGGGCUGCUGUGCAACCAGACCUGUCCGCCCGGAACCUUUGGCAAGAACUGCAGCCAGCUCUGCCUGUGCCAGAAUGGGGGCACCUGUGAGCCCACCACCGGCACCUGCCGCUGUCCGCCUGGCGUGGCUGGGAUCCACUGUGAGGAUGGGUGCCCAAAAGGAUUUUUUGGAAAGCAGUGCAGGAAAAAAUGCAACUGUGCCAACCGAGGUCGCUGCCAUCGCAUCUACGGAGCGUGUCUGUGUGAUCCUGGCCGGUACGGGCGGCACUGCCACUUGGCGUGCCCCAAGUGGACGUUUGGCCCCGGCUGCUCCGAGGAAUGCCUCUGUGUGCAGCCCAACACGCAGCACUGCGACAAGCGGGACGGCUCCUGCCGCUGCAAGCCUGGCUACCGCGGUGUGCACUGCGAGAGCAAGUGUGAGCCUGGCCGCUAUGGGGAGGGCUGCAGGAAGAAGUGCAGCUGCUCUCCAGACACACAGUGUGACCACGUCACCGGGCAGUGCUGGAAGGAGUGUCCUCAGGGCUACCAUGGGGAGAACUGCGACCAAGAGUGCCCUGCAGGGCGGUUCGGGGCCGGCUGCCUGCUGCUCUGCUCCUGCGGCGGGGCUCCCUGCGAUGCGGUCAGCGGGCGGUGUGUGUGCGCAGCGGGACGGACAGGGCACGACUGCACCCAAGCCUGUCCAGAGGGUCGCUGGGGCCUCGGCUGCCAAGAACUGUGUCCUGAGUGUGCCAACAAUGGUAGCUGUGACCCUGCCACGGGAGCAUGCGUGUGCCCACCGGGCUUCACUGGCAGCCACUGCCAGGAUGUGUGCCCACCCGGCUGGUUUGGCCAGGACUGCCAGCAGAUCUGCAGCUGUGGGAAUGAGGGACAUUGCCAUCCCGUGACGGGGAUGUGCAGCUGCGCACCCGGCUGGACGGGCCACGACUGCCGGAGAGGCUGUGCUGCGGGGCGCUGGGGUCCAGGCUGUGCCAAUGUCUGCGAGUGCAGCAGCAGCACCGGGAGCUGCGAUGCGGUGACGGGGCAGUGCGCCUGCGAUCCCGGCCACACGGGCAGCCACUGCGAGGAGCGGUGCCCAGCAGGAUGGUUUGGGUUGGGCUGCCGGCACCGCUGCCAGUGUGAGCAUGAGGCCAUUUGUGACCACAUCAGCGGGGCGUGCACGUGUGCUGCGGGCUGGCGGGGGACCUUCUGUGAGCACUCUUGCCCGGAUGGAUUUUAUGGCAUUGAGUGUCGGCACGCCUGCAACUGCCAGAAUGGAGCCCGCUGUGACCACAUCACUGGGCAGUGCCACUGCCAGCCGGGCUGGACCGGGCCCCGCUGUGCCCGUGCUUGCCCGCAGGGCAGGUUUGGUGACGGCUGCAGCCAGGUGUGCAGCUGCUCCAACAACGCUGUGUGUGACCACAUCACUGGCCGCUGUCUGUGCGCUGCUGGCUGGCUGGGGCCCACGUGCCACCAAGCAUGCCCAGAGGGUUUCUAUGGGAUGGGCUGCUACCAACGCUGCCUGUGCCAGAAUGGGGGGACGUGUGACCCCGCCACGGGGCACUGCACCUGCCCAAUGGGAUGGACCGGGCUGGCCUGCGAGCUGGCGUGCGCUGACGGGCAUGGGGAGGGCUGCGGGCAGCGCUGUGCCUGCCUGAACGGGGGGGUCUGUGACCUGCAGGGACACUGCCAGUGCCCACCUGGGUGGAGUGGGAGCAUCUGUGAGAGCCCCUGUCCGGAGGGAUACUUUGGUGCAGGCUGCCAGGAGCGCUGUGACUGCAGGGACAAAGGGCUGUGCCACCCCAUCACCGGUGACUGCCAGUGCUCCCCCGGAUGGAGGGGCCAGCGCUGUGACAAAGCCUGCCUGCCCGGAGUGUUUGGGAAGAGCUGUGCUGAACGCUGUGCCUGCCCCCCUGGAGCACCCUGUGACCACAUCACUGGGCAGUGCAGCUGCCCACCAGGCUUCACCGGAGCUGCAUGCGAGACACCCUGCCCGCCCGGCACUUUUGGGGAGCGCUGCGCCCAACGCUGCCGUUGUGCAGGACCCAACCAGGACUGCCACCCCAUCACCGGUGCCUGCAUCUGUGCACCAGGCCACCACGGGCCUGACUGCGAGCUGGAGUGCCCUAUGGGCUGGUACGGCCCUGGCUGUGAGCGGCCAUGUGAGUGCAAGAAUGGGGCCUGGUGUGAGCGCACCACGGGGACGUGCCACUGCCCAGCAGGAUACAUUGGUGCUGACUGCAGCGUUGUGUGUCCCAGCGGCCGCUAUGGUGCAGACUGUGCACAGCUGUGUGCCUGCGGGGAGGGGGCCACGUGCCACCACGUCACCGGGGACUGCCUGUGCCCACCGGGAAGAGUUGGUCCCACUUGUGAGCAAGGCUGCCAACCGCAGCAGUACGGGCUGGGCUGCCAGCAGACUUGCUCCUGCCAGAAUGGAGGGCUGUGCAAUGCCACUGAUGGGUCCUGCACCUGCGGGCUGGGAUGGACUGGGAAAUCCUGCGAGUUAGAGUGCCCACCUGGGAGCUUUGGUGCUGACUGCCAGCUGCGCUGUGCCUGCAGGCACAGUGCCACCUGCGACCGCAUCACUGGCGCCUGCCGCUGCCCCCCGGGACGUUAUGGGGCCCUGUGUGAGCACGGUGAGCUGAGGGGGUGGGCAGGAGCAGGGGGCCCGUGUGUGCUGCUCCCUGUAACUGAGCAGAUGCCACAUGGGCAUGUUUCAGAGAGGACAGCUCUGUGCUUCUCUCUGGAUGCUCCUUUCCAGGUUGUCCCCCUGGUUUCCAUGGGACCGACUGCCAGCAGCACUGUGACUGUGCCCAUGGAUCUGCCUGUGACCCGGCCACCGGCCGCUGCCACUGCCCUGUGGGGCUGCGGGGUCCCCGCUGCCAGGAAGGUACUGUGCCCCCAGCCCCUCUGUUGUGGUGCCUCAGAGCCAUUUGGCACAGCUGUGCCCCUCUCCUGUCCCAAACCAGGCUGUGAGGAGGGGAUGUAUGGUGAGGGAUGCCAGCAGCGCUGUGACUGCAUGGGGAACGCGCCCUGUGACCCCAUCACGGGGCUCUGCCUCUGUCCUCCGGGAACAACCGGCCCCAGCUGUGACUCAGAGUGUCCUGUGAGCCACUAUGGCCCUGACUGUGCCCUCACCUGCACCUGUGCCAGCAGCUCCCAGUGCAGUGCCAGGACUGGCCGCUGUCGCUGCCACCGCGGCUCCAUGGGCUCCUCGUGCCAGGAAGCUGUGCCCGCCCAGAUGCCCACCAGGUCCCCAGAGCUGCAGGGGAUGGAGCACUACGUCCUGCCUCAGCCACAGGGCCCUGCAGAAGCACACGACCCAGCUGGAGGACUUGUUCCCAAGGCACUCGAGUGACAACCAACUCAUGGCAGAUGGGAGCUGGCUGCUGCCUGGGCUGGAUAUGGGCUGUAGGACUGCUCUGCAGCUGCUGGCCCUCACUUCUGGCUGUUGGCUGCUGGGGUUGGAGGGGAAGGGUUGAUAUGAUGCUUGAAAAUAGGUAUUUAUUCAAAAAUAUUUAUGGCAAGCUCUACCACAGCAGUGCAGCUCUGCAGAGCUGCCACCUGGAGGGGGAAGAGCUGAUCAAGAACCUGCAGCACCCAAUCCAGACAUGGACACGUUGGCACAAAGCUGUGGGUGCCUGCAGCCCUGCAGUGGUGGUGGUGCAGCACCUGGUCCUGAGUGCACAGGGAUGGCCCCAUCCCUCAGGGGCCAAAGAACUGCUUCCUUUCCGGAUGGACUUUCUUUUAAUCUGUAAAUAACUUGUACUUUUUUUUACUAAUUAAUUUUUUCUUACUUUUUCCUUUUUUUUUUUUUUUUUUUUUUUUUUUGCAUUAGAUGUGAAGAAAUAAUGUUAAAAUAAGCACGUAGUGAAGGACCAAAAUGGUAUAACUGAGGUUGGGUAUGAGCAGGAAGCAGGGAGGAGGGAGAGGUGGUGAUGUGCCAAACACCCAUGGGCUCCUGCUGUUCUUGGUGUCUAUUCUCCACCCACUCAGGGCUGUGUGCUGUUGGCAUGCACCUGAGCUUUCUAUUUAUUUCCUUGGUGGGCUGGAAAGCCUCUGAGCACAGUGCCUUUCUGAGCAGGGAAUGCAGAAACUCCAUUGUUCAGAUCAUGGUUGUUUUUUACUGGUUUUGUCUCUUAAUACACCUUGCUGCUUGUUUUCACGUAGCAUUUGUCUCUUAGCCUCUUGUCUCCUUUAAUUUAGCACCCGUUUAGCACAGUUCUCAUUCUUCCACAGUUGACAGAAAUAAAGACAGCUUCACUGAACUUCUUUUUGCCUUGU